AGCGCUCAGUCGGUUUUCGUUCGUUGACGAGUUAAGUUCACCGCGAUUCCACCUCUGAUCUGUGGAGUGGACAACGGCAGUUUGUGACAGUUUGUUUCAAAUCCGUGCUGCUGAAGCUGAAGCUGGAGCUGGAGCUGGAGCACUGUCUUAACAGCCUCUCGUUAACUAAACGCCACCGAAAAUAGGCAAACUUGUCGCUCAGUAAAAUAUACAUAUUGUAGACAAAUCACACAAAUCGCAUCGAAGCGGCCAGCAUGCAGACAGUCAUUAAGAACCCCAACUGGUGGCGUCGUCGCACCAAGUUGGAAAGAAGCCUGCUUGUCGUCAGCGGCAUUCUCUUCGUGGCCGCCGCCGCCGGAUUCGGAUUGUGGCUGAACGAUGCUCUGAAGGCGGCCGGUUCCCCGGAGAAUCCGCAGGCCACGGCCCUGCACGGUGACAGCACCACCAUCAACAAGGUGCCCAUGGGCUCUGGCCACAAGGGCAAGGCGGGCGAGGACUCCUCCAGCGACGUGUGCCUCACCCAGGAGUGCAUCCACACGGCGUCCACCGUGCUGCGCAAGAUGCGGCCCGAAGUGGAGCCGUGUGACAACUUCUACGAGUUCGCCUGCGGCACGUACCUCGAGGAGGAGAACAUACCGGACGACAAGGUAUCGAUCAGCACCUUCUCGGUGAUCUCCGACAAGCUGCAGGAGCAGCUCAAGGACAUCAUCACCGCGGAGCGACCGGACUCCGAGCCCAAGCAUUUCCUGUUGCCCAACCUCCUCUACAAGGCCUGCAUGAACAAGACUCUUAUCGAGUCCUUGGGCGCUGAGCCAAUUACUCGCGUGGCUGAAAAGCUUGGCGGAUGGCCACUGAUCAAGGGCGAGUCCUGGAAUGCGGACGACAGCUGGACCUGGCAGGAGCAGGUCAAGAAGUUCCGCACCGCCGGAUUUAGCAUGGACUACAUCAUCGACUUCUCGAUCGGAGUGGAUCUGCAGAACAGCACUAAGCGUCUUAUAGACCUGGACCAGUCGGCUCUGGCCCUGAGUCGCGAGUACUUGGUCAAGGGCUUCAACGAGACCCUGGUGACGGCCUACUACGAGUACAUGGUGGACAUCGCCGUGCUCUUUGGCGCCAACAAGGAACUGGCAAAGACGGAACUGCUGAGCUCGCUGGAGUUCGAGAUUGCCCUGGCCAAUAUCUCCUGGCCCAACGAGAAGCGUCGCAACUCCUCGGAGCUGUACAACCUAAGGACUCCGGCCCAGCUGCAGGCUGCCUAUCCGUACGUGCAGUGGGUGGACUACAUGAAUGCCCUGCUGCCGGAGGGACUGAAUGUGGCCGAGGACGAGAUGAUCAACCUGUCGGUGCCCAGUUUCUUCGAGGACCUCGGCAAGCUGCUGGCCAAGACGCCGAAGCGCGUCAUCGCCAAUUACAUGUUCUGGCGCAUCCAUGGCUUCUCGGUGGGAUUCCUCAACGAGGAGUUCCGCAAGCGGCAGCUGCAGUACGCCACCGCCCUGUCCGGUCGCCAGGAGCAGGAGGCCCGCUGGAAGGAGUGCGUGGACAUCGCCACUGGCAGCCUUGGCAUAUCCGUGGGAUCACUCUACGUGCGCAAGCACUUCCACAAGGACUCGAAGGCGAACGCCCUGGAGAUGGUCAACGACAUCCGCAGCGUCUUCAACGAUAUUUUGGACGAGGUCAACUGGAUGGACGCCAAGACCAAGGAGGAGGCCAAGCAGAAGCUGCACAGCAUGGCCACCCACAUCGGCUAUCCCGACGAGAUGCUCGACAACGAGAAGCUCGCCGCGUACUAUGCCAAGCUGGACAUCGAUCCCGCCAAGUACUUCGAGUCCUUCCUGGGCAUGAACAUCUUCGGCACGGACUACUCCUUCAACAAACUGCGACUGCCGGUCAACAAGACGGACUGGGUACGCCACGCUCGACCGGCGAUCGUGAACGCCUUCUACUCCUCCCUGGAGAACAGUAUUCAAUUCCCCGCUGGCAUCCUGCAGGGACACUUCUUCAAUGCCCAACGGCCCAAAUACAUGAACUUUGGCGCCAUUGGCUACGUAAUUGGCCACGAGAUCACCCACGGCUUUGACGACCAGGGUCGUCAGUUUGAUGUGAAAGGCAACCUGCGGGACUGGUGGCAGCCGGACACCCAGAAGGCCUACCUGGCCAAGGCGAAAUGCAUCAUCGAGCAGUAUGGCAACUAUACGGAGCGGGCAACGGGUCUGAACUUGAAUGGAAUCAACACGCAGGGCGAAAAUAUCGCCGAUAACGGGGGAGUCAAGGAGUCGUACAUUGCGUACCGAAGAUGGGUGGAGAAGCACGGACCUGAGCCCAAGCUUCCCGGACUGGACUACACCCCGGAACAGAUGUUUUGGGUGGCAUCUGGACAGACCUGGUGUGCCAAAUAUCGUAAAGAAUCUCUCAAGAUGCGUAUUACCACAGGUGUGCAUUCGCCAUCCGAGUUUCGAGUACUUGGAUCGCUCAGCAAUAUGAAGGACUUCGCCAAGGACUUCCAGUGUCCGGAGGGCUCCCCCAUGAACCCGGUUCAGAAGUGCGAAGUGUGGUAGGACCUGUUUCGACAUUGAUUGCGUGUUGGUAAAUUGUGACCGUCGUGGCGCGAUAAGUAAUAGAAUGCAUGGAAUGUCAGCGAUCAAGCCCGAUUCUAGAAGGGCUAAUCUCAAGUAGAAAUACAAAUACAAUACCAAGCGUAUUUAUGAUAAGUGUGCAUUAUGUAAAAAUCGUAUUUAAUAAAAUAUUUGUUUAUAUGUAA
Drosophila elegans is the source of this 2758-nucleotide messenger RNA. It is a transcript of the gene Nep2, whose product is annotated as neprilysin-2. Gene Ontology annotation, biological process: protein processing. Gene Ontology annotation, cellular component: plasma membrane. NCBI's taxonomy places the organism in Eukaryota, Metazoa, Arthropoda, Insecta, Diptera, Drosophilidae. The record is from RefSeq and is a predicted model, not a curated record. Gene Ontology annotation, molecular function: metalloendopeptidase activity. The transcript is spliced from 10 exons. Bases 255 to 2555 code for a protein of 766 amino acids.